Molecule: messenger RNA, 1183 nt
Organism: Gryllus bimaculatus (two-spotted cricket)
Lineage: Eukaryota; Metazoa; Arthropoda; Insecta; Orthoptera; Gryllidae
Source: the annotation of a GenBank genome assembly
AAACUAUUUAAACACAGCUGCUGCUGCUCCUCCAGUAGAGCACUAGCAGUUGCGUAAAAGGUUCUUCGAGGUAGGAACCAACACAGUCCAAAGUCGCAAUGUCUCUUCAAGGACAAGUGGCCCUGGUGACAGGAGGUGCCAGUGGUAUAGGCCUCGCCACUUGCAAGGAGUUUCUCAAGGAAGGAGCAAACGUGGCGGUGUGUGACAUCUCCACAAAGGGCGAAGAGGUGGUAAAAAGCCUACAAGCAGAGUUCGGGGCAGAGCGCAGCAUUUUCGUAAAGGCGGACGUGUGCAGCGACGACGAGGUUGAAGCCGCAUUCGAAAAAACGAAGAGCCAUUUCAAGAAACUGUCCAUAGUGGUCAACAAUGCAGGCAUUGUGAACGAUUCCACUUGGGAAAAGGAAGUGGAUCUGAAUUUGAAAGGAGUCAUCAGAGGGAUGUUGGCUGCGUGGAAAUACAUGGGGAAGCAGGACGGCGGCAGCGGAGGCACCGUGGUUAACCUCUCAUCUAUUGCCGCUGUGAUGAUUGCCCCAGCCUUUCCGUUCUACACCGCAACUAAAAUGGGUGUUAUAGGAGUUACACGCACUUGCGGAGAGCCGUACCAUGUGGAGCGAACGGGAGUGAAAGUGAUGGCGGUCUGUCCAGGGCAGACAGAUACCCCGAUAUUCGGCGAGCUGGUGCCCUACCGGCCCGAGUUCAAUGAACCAUUUCAGAAAUGGACAACUGAACUCCCAAAACAAACGGCUGGGAACGUGGCGAGGGCCAUUGUGCACAUCAUCAACGACGGUUCCUCUGGCUCUGUGUGGAUGAGCGAGAAUGAGGAACCGACCUACCGACUCUACUUCCCUGAAUACAACGAUAUGCGCGUUCCUAAGUGAUUCGUUUCAAGACUUUUGUUUCAAAGUACAUUACUGCAUAACACAAAUAGAAUAAUCCGAAAUAAUGAAGUGAAAAAAUUAAACAUAAGUGACGUCUAUAAUUCAUUCUAUGAAAAAAAUAUGAAAUACAAAUGUAUUAAAUUAAAUUAAAAGCCUUUAUUUCUUAAUACAUUAAUAAUCAUAUUGAUUGUUAAGAAUCAUUAUUAUCUCAUAUUAUUAAGACGUCUAUCUUACAUUACUUUAAGAGUGCAGUACACACACAUUUUUGUAUUGUAAAAUGGUAUUAAAGAUUAUUAUUUUGAUAA